This is a messenger RNA of Anopheles maculipalpis, 383 nucleotides long. RefSeq lists its product as uncharacterized. Lineage: Eukaryota; Metazoa; Arthropoda; Insecta; Diptera; Culicidae. Bases 64 to 357 code for a protein of 97 amino acids. The transcript is spliced from 4 exons. The record is from RefSeq and is a predicted model, not a curated record.
CAUAACAGAAAGGCACGUUGGCGCGAAAAUCGAACGAUCUUCAAUACACCGAACCCACGGCUGAUGAAUGUGUCGCUGCUACGCGACAACAAACUGCUGCACGGCCAAGAACGGCGAGGAUCGCGCAUGUCCGUGCGGUUACCGUCCCGCCAACCAAGCAUGGCCUCACUGCGACCGCAUUCUCCGAAUGCAUCGAUAGGUAAGAUAGGCUCACGGCGAGGAUCCCGCGGAAGCAGUAACGCGUCGGCCACUUCCACCAAAUCCAACCGUAGCGGUAACCACCACCAUUCGAAGGACAACGGCACAGCGCACCCGAACGAGAGUGUGACGGUUGAGAUAGCGGAAAUUAAGACAUAAGUGAGAAAAUGGAGCUUAACGUGCAA